GCUCGGAUAAAAAAUAGUGUUACGUUCCGGAAGGAUAAAAUUUUACUUUAUUGAAGUGUUUGAAUAUUUAAAUAUAUUAUAAUAUAAAUAUCUUUUUUAGUAGGUUGCUUGGGGAAAUGAUCAAUAUAUCAUACAUCGGAAUCAACGCCCGUCCUGUCUACGCUUUGCAGUACUCCUUCAGCAUUAACCGAUGCUAUCACUUUAUCUGAAUUUAAUUCAAUCCCACGGAUUUCAAAUCCAAUAAUUGGAAUAUCAUCGAAUCGGGGUUUAUGUUCUUUUUAAUUUGCGAUCCGAGAAAAUGGACAAAUUCUUCGUUGUUAAUUUUGAUUGUAACAACAUGCUGUUGUGUGAUUCCCAACCGAAUCGCUAGGAACAGCAAGACAAUUAAGCUUAAUUUCUGGCAUUUUGCUUUUCCCGUAAAUUUUGCGGGAAAGUUGAACCGAAAACAUAGGGAUAAAAAUAAUCUCACAUUAAAGAAAUAUUUUACAACUGAAUAUCCACUUUUGAUAUAUUAAAUCAUAUCUUAGAUAUUAUAAUUAUAAAAUUUAUUUUUCCAUUUUCUUUCAUCUGCUCAUGAUCUUUUCUCUAUCCACUUAUACAUGCUGAUUUACUUUAUAAACUAUCAAGGAGUGGACUUGUCAUUUUUCUAUAGAUUUCGCCCACGUUGAGCUCUUUUUAUUAACUUUAUGUAUUUGUGUUAUAAGUUUGGUGUGGGGUGUGACAUGUAACCGUGUAUCGAAAAAAAAAGCUAUAUUGAUGUUUGCUAUCAAUUAGAUAUGAUGUCAUAUGAUGUCGAAGUAUAAGAGAGAUCUUGCAAUAAAAUGAAUCGUUGAUAAAUUUAAAAAUUAGAUAUAUAAUCCUUAUGUAAAUAUAAUAUGUUGACGAAUAACCCCAGAGCAGCAGUGUGUCACGAUAAAGCGAUUUUUUUAUUAAGAUUUAUUUUAUAUAUGAACAUAUAAAAAUCGUUAUAUUAAACAUAAAAAUUUCGAUAUAGCGAUUUUUUU
This is a messenger RNA of Rhizophagus irregularis DAOM 181602=DAOM 197198, 1004 nucleotides long. The record is from RefSeq and is a predicted model, not a curated record. NCBI's taxonomy places the organism in Eukaryota, Fungi, Glomeromycota, Glomeromycetes, Glomerales, Glomeraceae.